This is a messenger RNA of Megalobrama amblycephala (Wuchang bream), 1274 nucleotides long. RefSeq names its product single-pass membrane and coiled-coil domain-containing protein 3-like. NCBI's taxonomy places the organism in Eukaryota, Metazoa, Chordata, Actinopteri, Cypriniformes, Xenocyprididae. Bases 323 to 985 code for a protein of 220 amino acids. The transcript has 2 exons. The record is from RefSeq and is a predicted model, not a curated record.
UAUCAAAUAAAAAUAUUGUGAUAAGAAUGUGCUGAUAUCAACUUACUUAACCUGAGAAUCAUAAAUUUGGUGAAAGUGUCAAGUUAUGCAACAUAAAACAAUACACUUUUGACAAGCAAACCACUGAUGAGUAAGUUAAUCUGAGAAUUAACCUAUCAUUUUAAAACACUGAAUAAAGCAGAUCAGAGUUCAAAUGACUGUCUCAUUCUUACGUCUCGUCCUGCUAGAAGUGAAGGAGAUUUCAGAGCUGCUGUUCAACACAACAGUUUCAGAGGAAAGAAAGAUCUACAAAUAUUAUUUGAGGAUCCUAAUAUAAAGAAAAAUGUGGAGUGACCUCUUCUUCCCUAAUAAUCCUAAGAGAAGGGAGCAGCUCAUCCGCAAAAGUCAAGAGUUUCAACAUGUGAUGAAGAGCAACUUCGAAGCCACCAAUGAACUAAUUGAUGUUAUGAACGAUCACUUGAGCUGCUCCUUAGAACAUAUCAAGCUAAACGAGGAUGCUUCUCUCCAGGAGAACUGUAAUAUGAUGAUUGAAUGCAUGCAUAAGAUCCAGGCAGUGGUAGAGAAGAUUGACAAGGAGCUGAAGGAGAAGCUGGAACCCACCCUGUAUGAGAAACUGCAAAACAAGUCUCUGUCUACUACAGACUUUCAACUGAUUUCAAAAGCUUUGAAAGUAGUUUGUCGUUUUGCAACUGAGGGAUCUACUACUUUAGUUAGUCUUUUAAUUAAUAAAGGAGUAAUUCUAGCAAAAAUAACAAGUACAUUUGCUAAAAUUGGAGCAUUAACAUUAGCCAGUGUUGGGUUGGGAGUGGUGUUCAUGGGGGUCGACAUGAUUGUUGAGGCCAUUCUUGGGAGCAUUGAGCGUGAUCAACUUGAGAAGGUCCUGGAAGAGUAUGACAAAGCUUUGAAAGAAUUCAAACCAGCGUCUUUAGAAUAUCAGGAUAGCAUUACCUAUGUCCAAUUCAAAAUUAAGGAAAUUAAUAAAUAAGAAAUGUAAGUUUCUUUUUCCUGCCUGGAUUUAAAAAAACUAAUAAUUGUUAUUGUUAAACAUGCAGAAAUUCAGAAAGUUCAAAGUGACAUUUUGAAAAAAAUAUGUAAAAAAAGAAAGAAUCUAGUGAGAAAUGAAUCACAGUUCUCCUGCUAUUAAAGGGUCAUAAAACGUCUCAGGUUACGUAUGUAACCAUGGAUCCCUGAGAAUAGGGAACGAGACACUGUGUUGAAGUGCAUAUGGGGAAUGCCUCCACGUGAACUGGUGUCUAAAAACAAUAUCAACUCAC